AACAAUUCGUCGUCAUUCGUCGGAAUCAUUCGAACUUUGAAAAUGGAUCGGUAGCUGGGAAGGAAACUUAAAGCGAAAUACGCAAAGAAAACGGCUUUUGUCCGCUAUUCAGCGAUUUUUUUUGUGUUGUAAUCAGCAGAGGAAAUUUUAACGACCAACUCCACCGCCACACCAGCCCCAAAAAAUAAAAUAGAACUACCUUUGCACCACCAUCACCACUACUACAGCCAUCUCAACUACAACUACAACAACAGCAGCAACACAGCAAUAGCACCACUGCACAGCCAAGCCCACAAAGAGAAGGUGAAACGCAAAAAAACAAAAAACACACAAAAUAGCGCAGAAAAUAAAACCAAGUCAGAUAACCGAAAAAAAGCGGUGCAAAUAGAUAAACCCCAUUUUUUGCUUGAGCUUUUUUCGCCUGUGUGAUGAGAGAAAUCAGCAGCAGCCAUCGAUUACAACAACAGCAGCAACACCAACGACGACGACGACUCAACCACCAAACUUGACCAACGAAGAAUAAAUAAACGGCGGAGAGAGAUAGAGGGAGAGAGAGCGCGCGCGAGGAGAGAGAGGAGCAUCUGCAGCAGAAUUGAAUCAGUUUUUUCAUCAACCGCCGCAAUUCUUGGCAAUUGGAUUAAAAACUAGAGGAGAAGAACAAAAACGGAAAACAAAAAACAUCCCAUAGGCGGCCACCAUUUUGAAUGAGCUGAACAAGAAGAGAGGAAGAGCGAGAGAGCGAGAAACUGCUGUUCAUUUGUUGCACUACGCACUGCAGCUGGCCGCGGCGUAACCGUAAACCCUUUUCCAGCUUGGAAGCACUCUACCUGUCUCCCUCUAAUCGCGUCCAGGAGCACCGUACAGUCCAACAACAACAACACCACUACCACCAACAGCCACAACAUGGUGGAGCUGGAGGAGCACAAGUCCGGGACAGCUGCCUCUGCUGCCAAUGCAAGCAACAACAACAACAACAAUCACCCCCGUGGAUCUGGGGACAGCGGCAUCCGGAGUGGCAGCGGCAUUUCCUGCAGCAACACGGACAACAGCUGCAGCCAGAGUCAGUCAGACGGACAGAAUGAGCUGACGCGCUACAGCAGCGAGGAUGUGUCGGGCAAUGAGUCCAGCGAGGCGCCCAACAUGACCGAGGUGGAACGCCAGGCGGAGCUUAACAGGCACAAGGAGGAGAUGCAGAAGAAGCGGCGCAAGAAACGCAUCAGUUCCUCUCUACAUUCGUCAACCUUUCAGGAGCUGUACAAGCUGACUGGCGAGAUUCUUGGCGAGGGAGCCUACGCAUCGGUGCAAACUUGCGUUAACAUCUACACCGAUCUGGAGUACGCCGUGAAGGUGAUCGAUAAGAUACCGGGACAUGCGCGUGCACGUGUAUUUCGCGAAGUGGAGACAUUCCAUCACUGCCAGGGCCAUUUGGGCAUCUUGCAACUGAUCGAAUUCUUCGAGGAUGACGAAAAGUUCUACCUGGUAUUCGAGAAGAUCAACGGUGGUCCAUUGCUAACGCGCAUUCAGGAGCACAUUUGCUUUUCUGAGCACGAGGCUUCGCAGAUAAUCAAGGAGAUCGCCUCCGGACUCGAUUUUCUGCACAAGAAGGGCAUUGCCCAUCGUGAUCUCAAGCCGGAGAAUAUUUUGUGUGUCAAGACGGAUUCGCUGUGCCCAAUCAAGAUUUGCGACUUUGAUUUGGGUUCGGGGAUUAAGUUCACCACGGAUAUCUCGUCGCCAGCAGCCACUCCCCAGUUAUUGACACCAGUUGGCAGUGCCGAGUUUAUGGCUCCGGAAGUGGUCGAUUUGUUUGUGGGCGAGGCACACUAUUACGAUAAGAGGUGCGAUUUGUGGUCCUUGGGAGUCAUUGCUUACAUCUUGCUCUGCGGCUAUCCGCCAUUUUCGGGCAACUGUGGUGAGGAUUGCGGCUGGAAUCGCGGUGAAAACUGUCGCACGUGCCAGGAGCUGCUUUUCGAGUCCAUUCAAGAAGGACACUUUUCUUUCCCGGAGGCCGAGUGGCACGAUGUCAGCGAUGAGGCCAAGGAUCUAAUUUCUAACCUGCUCGUCAAGCAGGCUGCAAAACGCCUCAGCGCCGAGGCAGUGUUGAAUCACCCUUGGAUUCGUAUGUGCGAGCACGAGCCACCGGCCAACAAGCAUGCCAGGCGCCACAAGGCUCUGCAAACGCCCAGUAACAUCCGACGCAAUCACCAGUCGGCAAGGGAAAUCUCGCAGUUUGCCGAAUCUGCCAUGGCCGUCAAGCGCGUGGUCCUACAGCAUUUCUCGAUGCGCUACGAUUAUAUGAAAGAGCGUCCCAAUAUCUACCAGCCAUCGCAGGCCUACAUGGACGCCUAUAGCGAUGAAAACUACAAUCCCAAGCCGCCGGGCCAUUACACUCGCAAUCGCUCGCAGCGCAAUCCCGCUGCCUCCUUGUGCAGCUACGGAGGGCGUAUGUCCUCAAUGCACGGCCAGCGGGCUAAUAGCCGUCAGUCUUCCCGAAAUGCUUCUCGCAAUGCAUCUGCAAUUUAUCCGAAUAGCGGGGGCUUUAAGACUUUGAAUGUUCAUGAGGAAGAUGACGACGAUGAAGCUCUCGAGGCAUUUGGCCGCAUCGACGAUGAUGAUGACGAUGAGUGGGCGAGGUCAACGAGGGAAUAUCAGCAGCGGCGUGAGAUGCAACAGCGCCAGGAGGCGCUUAGCGAGGAUCACUAUAGGCGUCAGAGCGGAAGCGAGGGCGACGAUGUGGAAGAUGAGGAUGGAGAGAAUGAGGACUAUCAGCACUAUAAGCAUUAUUGGCGCGAAUUGGACGAGGACGAGGGCGACGACUAUUUGUAUGAGCAGCAGCAGCGCGUCGAUGAUAUAGUCGAGGAGGAGGAGUUCGAGGAUGAACCAAAGGAGGAAACUCAAGCUGACAAUCUAAAGCUAACGAAAGCUUACGUGGAGCAAGUUGGCGAGACCAAUGUGGAGAAAUCGAAGCCACAGGACGAUAACGGUGGGUAUAUAAGGGAGGACCUUAUUAUGGAUAAUAUGGAUUUGGAGGAAAAAACUCAGCAAAGCGAAUUUGCUAAGCUCACCAUAAUGCGCAAAGAUGCGCAGAAGGAGGAGAAUGAGAUAAUGCAGCAGCAUGAUGAGGAGAAGAAGGAGGAAAUACAGCAGGAUGAUGUUGAUGGGGCUAAGAAGCAAGGACCAUCAAGUGAUAUUAGUGCUACUACCAUCACCGAUAAUAACAAGCAGCAAACACCAGUUAUGACUACUACACACAUUAACAACUGGCAAACUGGCGAUGCAAUUGAAGAUGAUGAUGUUAAACUAUUGGAUAGUAUUAGUGAUUUAAAUGAAAAGCUACCUGAAAUUUAUGAGACUGCAAAUAUUGUUGUCAACUCAGCGGCAGUGCCAGCAGCAUCGACACCAGCAGCAUCAGCAACACGCCCACCAACAGAUAACCCAGCGGAAGAUGAUUCGAACGUAAUCAAACCGACAACUGCUGCUGAGGGGACAACAAUGCGAACGACUUUUGGCCAGGCAGCUGAAGAAGAAAAGCCUGUAGCCCAAUCCCACACCGCUGGUCACCACAGCAAGACCGGCCGCACUGUUAACUUUGCCCCCGAUGCAUAUCAGAACGACGAGGAUGCCGAUAUCGAUGAGGACGACGACUACGACGAGGAUGAGGAGGAGGAUCUGCACGAGCACAGCAAGCAACAGCUGCCUUCCAAUGCCUACACUCGGAAGCAGCGACAGAUGCACCAGCGGUACAUUGUGCCACGCUACCAGCCUGCGGAUCACGUUCCUCAGAGGCAGCACACAGAAAACUGGCGUUAUCGCACCCAUCACUCGCAGGAGCAGCAGCCGACAGCGGACUAUCGCAAGUAUCGCCCGCCGUUUAGCACCGGAGGCGGAGGUGGCCACCAUGGCAACCAGCAGCGCAAUUACUUGGGGAGCUUCUCGCACAGCGGCGGUGCCGCUGGUUACAAGAUUGCUCCAAUGGCGCCACCAAUGCAGCCGCCUCCGCGGCACAACAGCGCCGGAAGCAGUGGCAGUGGCAGCGGCAGCGGCGGAUCUCCGCCAUCUGAUGAGCAGUCGAACAUUCGUAAUUGGCGUCAGGAUUGUGUUUACGCCCGCAGUUGCGGCAUGAACCAGGGGCCGGAACAGCAGCGGCACAACCGUUCGUCGGGCCAGCGUGUCCCGCAGCAACCGCGGAUUGGCAGUGGGCGCUUCGCACACCUGCAGGCGACCCAAUUGAUGGAUGAGUUGCCUGAUAUGAGGAUUGGCCUUUCGCCGCCGAGCGAGAGUGUGCUGCUCCAACGGCGCCUACGCCAGCAACAGCGGGCCAACGAUUUGUCCGAGUACUGCGAACCGGCCACCGCCAGUGGUUAGGCCAAGUCGGUCCAUUUUGGAUAGAUAACUCUGUUUUUCACGCACAUUCUCUAAAAACCAACUUUCCAGUUCUAUGAUUCUUUUUGGUGCAACUUUUCAACAACUAACGUUUCAAGCAAAAGUGUACGCAAACUAUUUAAAUUCAAAUAAUUCCGCCACUGCAAACAGAGUUAACAAAAAAACCCAAAAAAAAAAAAAAUAAUAAUAAUAAAGUGAUGAAUUCAUGUGGUAGGAGAAAGGGACUGCAGAGUGGAAACACACAGAAGCCGAGGGAAAUUGAGAGUGGCAAAUGUCUACGCUGUUUUGAAGCAAGCCAAACAGUCGUUCGAGAUGAAAACAACAGAAAACAAAUACCUUUUUUUAUAAAAAAGAUUCGAAAAAUUGUAAUUUAUAUUGCAGUAUAAUUUUUUAUUAUGAAAAAUAAAAACGAAUACGAAAAGUGUUUGGUCAAGAGAUGCAUAAAACCCUUACGACUCUUCUGUUUUGGUGAAAUUGCUUAAAUACUAAGUACUCUAAAAAAAUUUUUCCAUGCCUCUUGAGUCAAAAUGAUGAUAAUUUUUGAACGCCCGGUCCAAAUACCAACAUGUACAACAAAUGAAAAUUGUUAAUAUUUGUAUAGUAUGUUUUUAUUUCUCAUGACAAAAAUUGUUAUAGGAAAGGAUAAACGGGCAGCAACAAUAAGUUGAGUUUACAAAGUUAAUUAAAUUGUCAAAAUUUCGAGUGGCUCGCCAAUUCGUUGGAAUCGAAAUUUACACUUAAAAAUCAAGCACUGUUAAUAUUAUUUCGAAAAAAUUGACAUGUACGCAAGAUAAACUGCAAUAUAAAUGCAAUUUUGUUUACAGCUUACAGUUUUGUACGCGUAUAUGCCAAUUACUUGGAAAUAGUUUACCAGUGUACAGUUCAUUAUUUCAAAAACUAUUGAAACAUAUUAAUUAAGCCCCAGUACUCCUCUACACUGACACCCACACACACACUAAGGCCAACUACACUGGGCCAAAAUCUAACGAACUCUUGACAUUGCAAGUUGCUCAACAUUUUUUGAUGGGCGUAAAUGAAAGCAUAGCAUGCAAACCAAUUUUGUUAAAUACAUACACCUAUAAUAUUUAAAAAAUUGUGAUAUAAAAUGUAAAUGUAAAUGCACCUGAAGAAAUCUAUCUAUCAAAUGUCGCUGUGCCAUCAACAACCACUUCAAUCUACUGAUAAGGCCGCCAGAGAAGGAACCUUUUCCACAGUCCUUAUUUGUUUACGUCCCACGAAAUCAAUGUCAAGUGCAUACACACCGAUACUUCUAUUUUUCCAACCAACAGCAACUUAUACGAAAAACUUCCAAAAAAAAAAAAACAAAAACAAAAUAAAAGAAAAUUCAAACUGACAACAAAACAAUUCAAUGCAGACAAGUAUAAAAUGAUAAAUGAUUGUUCAUAAUUUUAGCUCAAAACGUAGCUGACAAAAAAAAGUUGCCAAUGGCUUCGUUUUGAGAUUGGUUAAAGUUUUGAACAUUUGCUAAUAAUAACGACAGCGUCCAAUUAAUUUAAACUAUGCAUGCAAUGGAUUCCUACAGAAGCAAUCAAAGUUGCACUGAAACUGAAGUAUUGAAGUGGAAACUAUCGCUUUCGUUUUCUUUGUAAAACUGUGAGGAAUGUUUCGCAACGAAACAAAAAAAUAAUAAUAACUAUGAGUUAAAUUUACAAGCAGCGCUGCUUAAAAUCCGAUACAACUACACUCAAACAAACAGCACCUUGGUUUAGAAAAUGUCCGUUAAGCCAAUGGUUAAACUUAAGUCGUUACACUGUCGUUACAGCGCUGUUUUCGAGAAGUGAAGAACACCAACGAUAAUGCGGAGGAAGUCCUGCAGAUAAUUGAUUAGCUGACCGAUUUAAUCAAGGAACAUUUGUAUGAAGAGAAUUGGUUUUAAACGAAAAGCGAAGAGAAAAGAAUACAAAGCCAGCAAUAAACGAAAGAGUAGAUAUUGUUUUAUACAUAUAAAAACUCAAUAAAAACGCAAAAUACAUACAA
This is a messenger RNA of Drosophila santomea, 6378 nucleotides long. It is a transcript of the gene Lk6, whose product is annotated as probable serine/threonine-protein kinase MARK-C. Gene Ontology annotation, molecular function: calmodulin binding; ATP binding; calcium/calmodulin-dependent protein kinase activity. NCBI's taxonomy places the organism in Eukaryota, Metazoa, Arthropoda, Insecta, Diptera, Drosophilidae. Gene Ontology annotation, biological process: intracellular signal transduction; protein autophosphorylation; peptidyl-serine phosphorylation. Gene Ontology annotation, cellular component: nucleus; cytoplasm. The transcript has 6 exons. The record is from RefSeq and is a predicted model, not a curated record. Bases 904 to 4362 code for a protein of 1152 amino acids.